Messenger RNA from Ectocarpus sp. CCAP 1310/34, 675 nucleotides. Lineage: Eukaryota; Phaeophyceae; Ectocarpales; Ectocarpaceae. The record is from the annotation of a GenBank genome assembly.
AUGAUAAGUCGCAUUCGAGCAGCCAUCAACGGGAAUCGGGACUUGCAGCACGGACUUUCGCCCCUUGACCAGCAACAUGGGACGAAGGUGAAGAAAGUCAUUGCCGAGGCCCUCAAGUCCAAGGACGUCGGGGAUGGGUGCAACGUGGUCAUGCAUGCCGCAAUGCUGGGCCGUGAUUGCUCCUUUAAGUCGGCCGUCGUUGUCGUCAAGCAAAGACUGGGACGGGGCGGAUUUAUCACGCCAUUCCGUGAGUCAGACUUCAAAGGGGCCCCACUUUCGUUUCAUGCAGCAGGAGGAUUAAGCGCCGCGUGCUUCGAGUUCGUGUGCAAAGUCCUCCACAAAACCCUGGGGAGAAACGAGCUGAGACAGCAGGUUCAGGUCUUUUGGGACCUGGAAAUUCUCGGAGGAAACUCACCGUUAGCCCCCCCCACACUCCUGCUUCACAACCCGACUGCCGGAACAUGCCAGGCCAUUGAUCUAAAGGAAAGGUCGAUAAUCUUCCGCCCGGCUAAGAGCCAGGUAGCGAACGUAUUCCAAGCGGUGAUUCAAGCCUUCGAUGGCGACGGAGGUGGAUGCCCUCGAAAUACGGACAACGGGGAUCAAACGGAGGCUCCUCGCACGUCGUGGCUCCUCGCCGACGACCUUCCGGAAUCCCCGGCACCUGAGGACAAAUGA